This is a messenger RNA of Mobula hypostoma (lesser devil ray), 1828 nucleotides long. RefSeq names its product mitochondrial ribosome-associated GTPase 1 (gene mtg1). The record is from RefSeq and is a predicted model, not a curated record. Gene Ontology annotation, cellular component: mitochondrion. The transcript is spliced from 11 exons. NCBI's taxonomy places the organism in Eukaryota, Metazoa, Chordata, Chondrichthyes, Myliobatiformes, Myliobatidae. Gene Ontology annotation, biological process: mitochondrial translation. The coding region runs from base 89 to 1045 and encodes 318 amino acids. Gene Ontology annotation, molecular function: GTP binding; GTPase activity.
UUAGAGACGGUCCCCGCUUCGUUGUCAAUCAGCGGUUGCGCGGGCAACGGCGGCGGCGGCGGCUCGGGGCCUCGGGAUAGUCGCGGCGAUGAGCGGCCGAGCGGCGUGGGCCGCACUCCAGCUGCGGCGAAGUUUCGACCUCGCCAACCGCGACGUGGCGCGCUGGUUCCCGGGUCACAUGGCGAAAGGCCUGAAAAAGAUGCAAGCCAGUCUGAAAAAAGUGGAUUGUAUGAUUGAAGUUCAUGAUGCACGAAUUCCUUUAUCUGGACGCAAUCCUGUAUUUAAGGAGACGUUGAAUGUUAGACCACAUCUGCUGGUGCUGAACAAAAUGGACAUAGCUGAUCUAACAGAUAAACAGCGAAUUCUGAAGCAAUUGGAAGAACAAGGAGUCCAAAAUGUCCUCUUCACAAACUGCUUACAGGACAGGGAUGUACACAUAAAACAAAUUGUUCCCACUGUUAUAGACCUCAUUCAGAAAAGUAACCGGUAUCAUCGAACAGAGAACAUGGAGUAUUGUUUGAUGGUGAUUGGUGUACCAAACGUCGGGAAGUCAUCCCUCAUUAAUGCCAUGCGAAGAAUGUAUUUAAAGAAAGGCAAGGCAUCCAGGGUUGGUGGUGUGCCAGGGAUUACCAGAGCUGUCCUCACAAAGAUUCAGGUUUGCGAGAGACCUGUCGUAUUUUUAUUAGAUACUCCUGGUGUCUUUUCUCCUCACAUUGAAAGCGUGGAAGUUGGGUUGAAGCUGGCACUCUGUGGAACAAUAUUAGACCAUUUGGUAGGAGAGGAAGUAAUUGCGGACUAUCUACUCUUCACUCUCAAUAAGCAUCAGAAGUUCGAUUACGUUGAGCGAUACCAGCUGGGAGAGCCCUGUGACGACUUGCAAACAGUGCUGAAAAAAAUAGCUGUGAAAUUAGGCAAGACGCAGAAAGUGAAAGCCAUUACGGGAGUGGGUAAUGUGAAUAUUCUCAUGCCGAACUACAGUGCAGCUGCUUACGACUUCAUCAGAACGUUCCGGAAAGGAGACCUGGGGAAGGUUAUGCUGGAUUGAUGUCAGUGCUCCUGUUCUGAGAAUCAGAAGCCAGCUAUACUGGAUGUUUAGGGUUACCUGUACAUCAUCAGAAAAGAUCUCAUCCUUGAGAACUGUGUUUAAGUCCUUGUCCACUGUCAUAAAAUGUUUAUUUUUUAAAAGCUGAUGAUGUAGAGCAUGACUGCUGCUUAACAUGAAAUACAUGUGCUCUGCUGUCAGCAACUUUCAAGAAAAUACAGUGGAUUCCAGUUCACUGGGAUAACUUCGCCCCAGUACAUUGUGGCCAAUUAAGUGGCUGUUCCAAAAUAGUUAAAAAGUUAUUUUUAAAAGAACUACUGUUUAGCUGAAUAACAAAUUAUGUGUUUAAUUGAAAUACAGAACAAAUUAGAACACAAUCAAUAGUACUACAGUACAAUAAAACUAUGCAUUAGCUCCAAAUAGGUAUUGACAGAGGAAUUGCACUGCCAUGUUCUUUUGAUUGACUGUAAACUAACAAAAUCAGCUCCGACACCUGGUACAGAUAAUGGACUGCCUUCAUACAAUUUUUGACAAUUGUAUCCUCAAAAUCUUUAUUUUCACUGUAACACUCAGUUUGUCGAUACCUUCAAUUUCUUUGUUGCUCCUAACUUGUUGAAGUAGUGAAAUCAUUUCAGUUUUACUCUCAGCUUUUUCUGGCACCUUCCAGCCUGAAUGCUUGAAACCGCAGUGAGCAAAAACAGUUCUGGAUAGCCUUAAACACGAGGAAUUCUGCAGCUGCUGGAAAUUCAAGCAACACACAUCAAAGUUGCUGGUGAAUGCAGCAGA